Molecule: messenger RNA, 2534 nt
Organism: Trichoderma reesei QM6a
Lineage: Eukaryota; Fungi; Ascomycota; Sordariomycetes; Hypocreales; Hypocreaceae
Product: glycoside hydrolase family 63
Exons: 3
Coding region: 87-2534 (815 amino acids)
Biological process (GO): protein N-linked glycosylation; oligosaccharide metabolic process
Cellular component (GO): endoplasmic reticulum membrane
Molecular function (GO): Glc3Man9GlcNAc2 oligosaccharide glucosidase activity
Source: RefSeq, a predicted model, not a curated record
UAGAUGAGGAAGCAGGACUCCAGCGUAUCAUCUUCGACUCUCUUUACAUAGAGCUGAGCUCAGUAAAGCAGCAAAGGAAGAGGGCAAUGGCCAAGUUCGCCCAACUGCUGGCCUCUGCGGCGGCGCUGGCCGUUGGCGCUUCAGCCACGGGCAGCGAAACCGUCCUGAUCAGCGAAGUUGGCCGUUUGAACAACCAGAGCCUGCUAUGGGGUCCCUACAAGCCGAAUCUCUAUUUUGGAGUCAGGCCGAGGCUGCCUCAGGGCUUGUGGACGGGCUUGAUGUGGGGGCGAGCCGAGCAGUACAUGGAUAUUCAGUCGCUUUUUCGAUACACAUGCGAGCAGGGCCAGGAUAUACACGGAUAUGGCUGGGAUGAGUACGACGCCAGAACUGGUGGCGUUCAAACGAUUCACGACGAGGGCAACGGCAUUGACAUCACCACCUCGUUCAUCAAAGUUCCCGGGGGCAAUCAUGGAGGCAGCUGGGCUGCGAGGAUCAAGGGAACCGUCCGAGAUGAUGCACCCGCCGACACCAAGUUUCUAGUCCACUACUAUAUCGCCCAGGAAGGCCUCGGAGAUCUCGAGGUUGAGGGUGCGGAUGAGGACAAUGGACUGGGAUUCGAAGGCGACGUCAGAUUAAAGGGAAGCUCCAAUUCCUUGGGCGAUUACUCCAUCGUCGUCACCAAAGGAAGUGGUAAUCAUCCGACUUCGGACCAUGAGAUUUCAGCCUCACGACGAGGAGACACGACAGUGGUUCGCAGCCUCGGUCUCCCCGAAGAGCAUCUGUGGCAGGCCAAGCCAGCUACCUUUCGGGAAUUGCAAGAGUCCAUCCAGGAGAUUCAACAGAGCUACACCGACGAAACCCUGCCACCGCCUUGGCAAAUGUUCCGGCUCACGUCCAAGCCCGGCGGCGGCAACGCCCACGUUAUUCAGAAGACAUUUGAAGGGUCAUUCGAGUUCGACGUCAUCUUCUCAUCGGCCUCAGCUGGCAGGGAGCUCACUAGCCACGACGUUACCCGGGAGAUCAAGGAGACUUCAGAGGCUUUUGGAGAGCGCUUCUCCAGUGUUUUUGAUCUGAAGGCGCCUUACACUGAUGACAAGUACCGCAAGUUUGGCGAAAGCAUGUUCUCCAACUUGAUUGGGGGCAUUGGGUACUUCCACGGACACCAAUUGAUUGAUCGGUCGUAUGCAGACGAGUAUGAAGAAGAGAAUGAGGGCUUCUGGGAGGAUACGGCUGCCGCCCGAGCACGCCACGCCGAGCAGCUCGAGGGCCCCUACGAGCUGUUUACGAGUGUUCCGUCACGACCCUUCUUUCCUCGCGGCUUCUUUUGGGAUGAGGGAUUCCAUCUCAUCCCGAUUGCCGACUGGGAUAUCGAUCUGACGCUCGAGGUUGUCAAGAGCUGGUACAACACCAUGGACAGUGAUGGCUGGAUUCCGCGCGAGCAGAUUCUUGGCCCCGAGGCCAGAAGCAAGGUUCCAAAGGAAUUUCAGGUCCAGUACCCUCAUUAUGCCAACCCCCCUACCCUCUUCCUGAUCAUCGAGGGCUUCAUGGAGCGUCUUCGCAGUGCCAACGUUAGCGCACCUGCUGGGAAAGAAACGCUACUACAAGGGCAAGAUCUCUACAGCGCUCAUCUGGAUAACCUGGAACUCGGCAGCGACUUCCUCCGCAAGAUCUACCCUCUUCUUCGACGUCAGUACGACUGGUUCCGUAAGACGCAGAAGGGAAACAUCAAGGCCUACGACCGAGAGGCCUUUUCCAGCAAAGAGGCCUACCGAUGGAGAGGCCGAACUGAGACGCACUGCCUCACCAGUGGCCUGGACGACUACCCGCGACCGCAGCCGCCGCACCCGGGCGAGCUUCAUGUGGAUCUCAUGUCUUGGGUUGGAUUCAUGACCAAGUCCCUCAUCAACAUUGCGGAUGCACUCAACCUUGCCGAUGAGAUUUCUGAGCUCAAGAAGAAUCUGUUUGCCAUUGAGCGCAACCUCGACGACCUUCAUUGGUCUGAAAAGGAGGGCUGCUACUGCGACGCAACCAUUGACGAGUAUGAGGAGCAUGCGCUUGUGUGCCACAAGGGCUACAUUUCGCUGUUCCCCUUCCUGGUCGGGUUGAUGCAGCCUGACGAUGCCAAGCUGGGCAAGAUUCUCGACCUUGUUGGCGAUGAAAGUCACCUGUUCAGUCCUCAUGGCCUCCGCAGUCUGAGCAAGCAAGAUCCGCUGUAUGGGACGGAAGAGAACUACUGGCGCAGCCCCGUAUGGAUGCCCAUCAACUAUAUGGCACUGACGCAGCUCCACAGGAUUGCCACGCAGGAGGGACCCUUCCAGAGCAAAGCCAGAGGCUUGUACAACAAGCUGCGCACGAAUCUCGUCGACACCGUGUUCAAGAGCUGGGAGGAGACGGGCUUCGCGUGGGAGCAGUACAACCCCGAGACGGGGGCCGGCCAGCGCACGCAGCACUUUACUGGCUGGACGAGCCUGGUGGUGAAGAUUAUGGCAAUGGCGCCGUUGGACGAGACGGUGCCCGUCAGGGAUGAGCUGUGA